Rhizoctonia solani is the source of this 330-nucleotide messenger RNA. RefSeq lists its product as uncharacterized. The record is from RefSeq and is a predicted model, not a curated record. Bases 1 to 330 code for a protein of 109 amino acids. The transcript is spliced from 2 exons. NCBI's taxonomy places the organism in Eukaryota, Fungi, Basidiomycota, Agaricomycetes, Cantharellales, Ceratobasidiaceae.
AUGUACAUUCCUACUAUUUACCGAUUCUUGCUCCCAGCUCUCUCUAUCUUCUCCGCUCCCAAACCACUGGAGAACUCUCUUGAUGAAUCGAGCCUGCAAUCCUCGGUUCAGGUACCCACCACCUACGACAUAUGUCCUAGAAUGACCGUCCGUUGCGUCAAGGAUGGUAACUGGCCUAGCGGGAUCAUCGGGAAUAUUGGGAAGAAAGAUUUCUGCCGGGAGGGUAUUCGUUGUAAUCAAUGCGAUAUUGGAGCCAACACCGAAGAGUGUAAUUUCGUGUUUCCUGAAUGUGACAACGUAUGCGAAGCUUUCGCGCCUAUCCCCUUCUAA